Limulus polyphemus (Atlantic horseshoe crab) is the source of this 3187-nucleotide messenger RNA. Its product is annotated as fatty acyl-CoA reductase 1-like. Gene Ontology annotation, molecular function: alcohol-forming very long-chain fatty acyl-CoA reductase (NADP+) activity. Lineage: Eukaryota; Metazoa; Arthropoda; Merostomata; Xiphosura; Limulidae. Gene Ontology annotation, cellular component: peroxisome. The coding region runs from base 1 to 2238 and encodes 745 amino acids. The transcript has 14 exons. The record is from RefSeq and is a predicted model, not a curated record. Gene Ontology annotation, biological process: long-chain fatty-acyl-CoA metabolic process.
AUGUCAUCUUCCGACUGGCUCCCAGGUGACUCAGCGACAGAUGAGACAAGUGGAGACUUUGAGAAUGAACUAUCAAGUACCAUUCUGAGUAAUGAUAACUUUGAGAAUGAACUUCCAGAUACCAUUCUGAGUAGUGGUAACUUUGAGAUUGAUCUUCCAAGUACCAUUCUGAGUAGUGGUAACUUUGAGAUUGAUCUUCCAAGUACCAUUCUGAGUAGUGGUAACUUUGAGAAUGAGCUUCCAAAUACCAUUCUGAGUAGUGGAGACUUUGAGAAUGAACUAUCAAGUACCAUUCUGAGUAGUGGUAACUUUGAGAAUGAACUUCCAAGUACCAUUCUGAGUAAUGGUAACUUUGAGAAUGAACUUCCAGAUACCAUUCUGAGUAGUGGUAAUUUUGAGAAUGUACUUCCAAGUACUAUUCUGAGUAGUGGUAACUUUGAGAUUGAACUUCCAAGUACCAUUCUGGGUAAUGGUAACUUUGAGAUUGAUCUUCCAAGUACCAUUCUGAGUAAUGGUAACUUUGAGAAUGAACUAUCAAGUAACAUUCUGAGUAAUAGUAACUUUGAGAUUGAACUUCCAAGUACCAUUCUGAGAGUACAGAAUAGCAGCGAACAUCUGGAGAAUAUGGUGAGAGAAAAACAGAAAGAUGAGUCAACUGACCCUAACAUACCACCGCCAGGUGGCGGUAAAUGUAACUCUCAGGUUAGAGAAUUCUACCGGGACCGUGCAGUUCUCGUGACUGGGGCAACAGGAUUCGUGGGGAAGGUCCUGGUAGAAAAACUUCUACGUUCCUGUAGUCGUUUGAAAACAAUCUACCUCUUACUUCGAUCGAAGGAUGACAAGAAUGUGCGACAGCGUCUGGAUGAACUGCUUCUAUCAAAAGCAUUUGAUCGAAUUUCAUCGGAAAGCCAAUCAGUUAUGACAAAGAUCGUUCCAAUAGCCGGUGACGUCACAGAAGAUGGAUUAGGGAUCAGUUCUUCAGAUGAGGAGGUUUUGGUGAAUAACGUGUCUGUUGUCUUCCACUGUGCAGCUACAGUGAAAUUUGACGAACCUUUCAAGCAAUCAGUUGACAUCAAUGUAGUUGGAACAAGACGAAUACUCCAACUUUGUCACAAGAUUAAGCACCUGGUGGCCUUGAUCCACGUGUCUACAGCCUAUAGCAACUGUAACCGACAAGAAAUAGACGAGACUGUCUACAUAGAGCAUGUUUCUCCUGCAAGUGUUAUAGAAGCUACUCAGUGGAUGUCAGACAGUCUACUGGACACCAUAACCCCUCAUCUCCUCAAUGGUAGACCAUGUAGUUACCAUUAUACCAAAGCCUUGGCUGAGAACUUGUUGGUGGAAGAAGGCCUUGGGCUGCCGAUCGCCAUUGUUCGGCCUUCCAUUAUCACAGCCUCUUGGAAAGAUCCUAUUCCAGGCUGGGUAGACAACUUAAACGGUACCUCAGGAUUUAUAGUUGCGACUGGUAAAGGAAUUCUACGAACGAUGAUGGUGCAGCGUAGUAUAGGAGCUGACGUCAUUCCAGUGGAUACAGUGGUCAACAUGAUGAUAUGUGUAGCCUGGCAGAUGAAAAUAGAAAGGCCAGAGAAUGUGAUGGUGUACAAUUGCACCUCAGGUCCUAUCAAUAGAGUCACGUGGGGAGAGAUAGAACGACUUGCUUAUCCUUUCAUCUUAACACACCCAAGCAUGGAGGUCCUCCGGUACCCUGGUGGCAGCUUCAAGACCAACCGUUUACUGAACAGGAUCUGUGAGGUCCUGGAACAUGAAAUACCAGCAAGGAUAAUUGAUUUCUUAGCGAAAGUUCUUGGUUACAAACCUGGGUUAGUUCAAGUGUACAACAGACUUCAUAGGGCCGUCCACAUUCUUGAAUACUUCACUACACAUGAGUGGACUUUCCACGCGGAUAACGUGCUCAUGCUCAUGAACAAGCUGGAGGGCAAGGACAAAGAAAUAUUUGACCUUGAUAUUCGUAAAAUUGAUAUGCACGAGUAUAUGGAAAACUACGUUCUGGGAGUGAGAAGAUAUGUAUUAAAAGAAGAUGACUCGACUCUUCCAGCAGCAAGAAAAAAACUCAGGAGGGUAUACUACUUAGGGUUUCUUUUCCGUCUACUAAUAUUGUGUGGGUUCCUUCGAGUUCUUUUCAAGUGGUCUAGGCUGGCUAGAAAACUGUGGUGGUCACUGGCAUCGUACGUGUUCCAGCUAAGACAAGUAAUUUUAUCAGCAGCGUCGUCCACGUGAAUUAGGCUCAAUAGACUUCUCUUUUCACUCUCAGGAGUGGAAUAACGGAACAUGCAUAUACUUACUUCACUUUUUAGGAAAUUUUUUAAUUUCCCAACUUAAAUCUUAAUUUGAUGUGAAGAAAGAACCUCUACUGUCUUGACUGGGGCGCCUUAGCGCUUCGGAAUAUGAUUACCAAGUGUUAUAUUUGUUAACCUAAGAAUACAAUUAUGAAAUUAGUUUAAAUAAAACAGCGACCUCCCUGGGAAAAUAUCUGAUAUAAUAUUUCAAGACUGAAAAUAAACCAAGUUUCGUAUUACUAAAUUUGCAUAAUAAUAACAUGAAAAUUAUUUUAUUGUAUCAAUACUAUCAUUUCAGCCUACACACGUUCUUUAUGUUUGAAAUGGGGGAUUUUUCUAGAUUAUAUUUUAAAAUUUGCUGCUUCUUUCUCACAACUCAGAGAGGUUAUAUAUAUAUAUAUAUAAUACGACUGAAAAAUCUGCUUCAAUGUAUAAGUGUAAACAAUAUUUAUAUUUCAAUAUUUUAAGAUUCGAAUAAAAAAAGGUUAUCAGUAUAAAACUAAGGUGUAAAAUCAUUAUUUUAGAUUUAUCAUAAUAAGUUUAAGCGUUCUUGAUCCCAAGGUGUCAUUUUCGCUCCAGUUAUGUUGGCAGAUACUUUGUCUUUAAGUUUAUCUCAGUGCGUCAUUUUCUUUCUCCAGAUCCAUUUUAAUACUGAAAAUUUCUUUUUGAAACUCAGAGUGUCACUUUCUACUACUAGAUAUGUUUUAGAUAAUUAGAUUCUUUGCGAAGAUCAGAGUGUCACUUUCUCUCUCCUGAUCAUUUAUUAUCUUAGCAGAUUAUUUAUAAAGUUCAAAGUGUCACUUUUUCUCUCUCCAGAUCUGUUUUCAGAUUGAUAAGUGCUUUAUGAAGCUCAAAACGUUAAUUGAUUUCCGGAUUCUAUAUGAAAGUCA